Molecule: messenger RNA, 491 nt
Organism: Lindgomyces ingoldianus
Lineage: Eukaryota; Fungi; Ascomycota; Dothideomycetes; Pleosporales; Lindgomycetaceae
Exons: 1
Coding region: 155-442 (95 amino acids)
Source: RefSeq, a predicted model, not a curated record
AAUGCUCAGGUAAUCUUUAGCUUUGGAAGACUGGAUCCAACUCCGUCUUUAUUGAUAUGUAUGACCUUCAUUAUGCUUUUAAAUGUCUUGAGUCCAAGGACUAUAUGCCAAAUUCUGAUCCUCAAGUGACCUAGUGACCGGAUAGGUGUCCCUCAUGCCAUAUCUUUCCUCCACACCGCGCGCCUGGAUAUUCACUCUACCAGCGCCACGCAGGGGAAAAGCGGUACUCUCCGCCAUAGCAUCCAACGCAUUUUUUUGCUGUAUCUCUAGGGCAUCAAAAGGACAUUGUUGGACUGGAUCAGCAGGAAGCUCCUGCAUUUCACCCACCAUCGUUACCGGAAGUCCAUCCAGUUCGGGCUUGUGCCAGAAAUCUUCCCCACUUUCGGUCAGAGUUGGCAACAAUCAAGUCAAUCAAGUCGGGGUGAAUUGCUUGAUUGAUUGACGGAUCUGGCACGUUUUGAUUGACUUGAUUGACUUGAUGGCACAAAUGA